CUCCCCUAUCAGCCGGAGUUGGCUUCCAACGCAAUCUCUAUUUGUCAGAUUCGGGUCUGGAAGCACAAAUCGGAACACUCGGCGUUUUAGUGCCCGCCCUCUCAGACACGUUGCCUUGGGAGAAGUAACACGGGGCCACACAACUGCAGGUCUACAUCACUGAACCCACGUACGCUUCUCAACAGAGGCUCGAUCUGGCGCUCCAGUUGUCUUUGGAUAUACCGCCGAAACAAAGGACAGUGCGGCCAUUCGUCCCAUCCGGCUUGAGGUCAGUGAUGGUUCAUGCUGGUUAGACCCUGCUUCCUAAGAUGUCAGCUUCAGAUUCGGACUAUUCCAUUGACUGGCUGGCCAGUGACGAUGAGGACAACGAUAGCGAGUUAGAAUCAGACUGUACCAAAGUGCAGGGACAAACCACCUUGCCAAAAUCCCCCACCUCGGGGGUCGUCCAGGGGGUCCAAACUUGCCAGUCGCUCUCAAAGAGGAAUGGAGAUAAAGGGGAGGUAAUGGACAAAGAGAACAUGAGUUCUCGGGGAAGUUCUCCUUCUAACUGCAAUAGCUCUGACUACAGCGAGGAUGGCAGUCAUUCUCUCCUGGGACAAGGGGAUCGGACCAAUUGCAGCCGGUGCCCGGAGAGCCCUAUAGGCAAAAAGAGGCAGGCGCUGAAGAGAACACGGAGCUCCAUGGUGCCAGAGCAAAGGGAGAGGCAGCUCACGCCUGAACAAAUGGAGAAAGACAGGCUGUUCGCAUGCAAGUGCUUGGAGCUGCAGUGUUACAUUCACCCACUGUCCUCAAUCCUUAAUGGCCUCCGCUCAGGCAGAUACAGAGAACGCCUCAGCAGUUUCCAAGAGAGUGUGGCCAUGGACCGCAUCCAGAGGAUAAUGGGGGUCCUGCAGAAUCCCUGCAUGGGAGAGAGAUAUGUUAACAUCAUUCUGAAAAUGGAGGAAAUGUUGAAGAACUGGUUCCCUCACAUAAAACCUCAACGAAGCGACCAAGCCAAUACUGCGGCGCUGAUGGAGGAGACGACCCCAUCUAAGAAAACCAAGUUGUCUCCAGCUACAUCUCCCCUGCUCACUGGCAUUGCAAACCCUGCCACCACAAGUGCCCUUUCAAUGGGUAACAAGGCAAUGAGAGUCAGCGACCUCACACCCCCAGGGCCCUACUCUGCAACCAACCUAAAAUGGCUCCACACAUCACCCAUCUGCUCCCCGACGGCUGAACAAGCUCAGGGGACGGUUCGGAACGUUCUAACAGCUCACAGGGACAGUGACGCGACGCAGGACAACUCUGUGUCCUCCAGCACGGACCGUCUAUGUAAGACAGAGUCUGCUCACAGUCGACCGCCUCCGGCCAAGAUUAACGCGCCAUGCCUUGAAAGACUUCUUAAAUCCACAGAGAGUAUCAUCUCCCAGAAAGGCCCAGUCGGCUUGGGUGGCAUGGCAGCUGGUGGAUGGUCCUAGUCCUGUGAAAGGGCUCUGGGAGAUCAGAGCCUAGCUUGAGCAUGACUGCCCCCAGCUGGUCUGGAGUCACCCGACUCCAGCACAAUCCCUGCCUCCAUUCUAGCCUUGGGAAGAGGCACAGAAUGCAGCAGAGGGAGUUCAGCGUAGCCCAGCAAAACAGUGACGCUUUCAGUUACAAA
Messenger RNA from Rhinichthys klamathensis goyatoka, 1636 nucleotides. RefSeq lists its product as uncharacterized. Gene Ontology annotation, molecular function: RNA polymerase II cis-regulatory region sequence-specific DNA binding. The transcript has 6 exons. Gene Ontology annotation, biological process: negative regulation of DNA-templated transcription; circadian regulation of gene expression. Gene Ontology annotation, cellular component: nucleus. NCBI's taxonomy places the organism in Eukaryota, Metazoa, Chordata, Actinopteri, Cypriniformes, Leuciscidae. The record is from RefSeq and is a predicted model, not a curated record. Bases 309 to 1457 code for a protein of 382 amino acids.